Molecule: messenger RNA, 4776 nt
Organism: Pygocentrus nattereri (red-bellied piranha)
Lineage: Eukaryota; Metazoa; Chordata; Actinopteri; Characiformes; Serrasalmidae
Exons: 28
Coding region: 57-3605 (1182 amino acids)
Source: RefSeq, a predicted model, not a curated record
CCCGCAGCUCCUCACACCCUUUUAGUUAGCUGAGGGAUUUUUACCACAGAAAGGCCAUGGACGGAGCAGCUAAUUGGCAGGGACGUGGAGGUGAUGAGGAGGUGAUGCGUUACUUCGUGGCUGGAUCCCCAAUCAUUUAUGAAUUUAUAGAACUUCUUCAAGGUCUAAGUCCAAAGCUGAAGGAGGUGCCUACAGUGGAAAAGUGUGACUUCAUUCUGUUUUUUUCCCCAAGUGUUUCUGAAGCCAAAACUGCCGUUGAAAGUGCUUUGCUAGAGCUUCAUCACACUGAACCGACCAAGCCUGUUCUUCUAGUGGUGCUCCAUUACACAGUAGAUGGUGACAUCAGCAUAUCAGAUAGUAGUGAAUAUUUAAGAGAGAGCACCCUCACAGUGGACUGUCUGAUCUCCAACGACGAGAAUCUCCUGCAGUGCACAAAGAAUGAUGAAGCACUGACCAAAGCUAAAGAAUGGAUCCAGUCUGAGAUAGAAAAAAAGAAGCCUGAAAUUCAACAUAAUUGGCAGGGACGUGGAGGUGAUGAGGAGGUGAUGCGUUACUUCGUGGCUGGAUCCCCAAUCAUUUGUGAAUUUAUAGAACUUCUUCAAGGUCUGAGUCCAAAGCUGAAGGAGGUGCCUACAGUGGAAAAGUGUGACUUCAUUCUGUUUUUUUCCCCAAGUUUUUCUGAAGCCAAAACUGCCAUUGAAAGUGCUUUGCUAGAGCUUCAUCAUACUGAAUCGACCAAGCCUGUUCUUCUAGUGGUGCUCCAUUACACAGUAGAUGGUGACAUCAGCAUAUCAGAUAGCAGUGAAUAUUUAAGAGAGAGCACCCUCACAGUGGACUGUCUGAUCUCCAACGACGAGAAUCUCCUGCAGUGCACAAAGAAUGAUGAAGCACUGACCAAAGCUAAAGAAUGGAUCCAGUCUGAGAUAGAAAAAAAGAAGCCUGAAAUUCAACAUAAUUGGCAGGGACGUGGAGGUGAUGAGGAGGUGAUGCGUUACUUCGUGGCUGGAUCCCCAAUCAUUUGUGAAUUUAUAGAACUUCUUCAAGGUCUGAGUCCAAAGCUGAAGGAGGUGCCUACAGUGGAAAAGUGUGACUUCAUUCUGUUUUUUUCCCCAAGUUUUUCUGAAGCCAAAACUGCCAUUGAAAGUGCUUUGCUAGAGCUUCAUCACACUGAACCGACCAAGCCUGUUCUUCUAGUGGUGCUCCAUUACACAGUAGAUGGUGACAUCAGCAUAUCAGAUAGUAGUGAAUAUUUAAGAGAGAGCACCCUCACAGUGGACUGUCUGAUCUCCAACGACGAGAAUCUCCUGCAGUGCACAAAGAAUGAUGAAGCACUGACCAAAGCUAAAGAAUGGAUCCAGUCUGAGAUAGAAAAAAAGAAGCCUGAAAUUCAACAUAAUUGGCAGGGACGUGGAGGUGAUGAGGAGGUGAUGCGUUACUUCGUGGCUGGAUCCCCAAUCAUUUGUGAAUUUAUAGAACUUCUUCAAGGUCUGAGUCCAAAGCUGAAGGAGGUGCCUACAGUGGAAAAGUGUGACUUCAUUCUGUUUUUUUCCCCAAGUUUUUCUGAAGCCAAAACUGCCAUUGAAAGUGCUUUGCUAGAGCUUCAUCACACUGAAUCGACCAAGCCUGUUCUUCUAGUGGUGCUCCAUUACACAGUAGAUGGUGACAUCAGCAUAUCAGAUAGCAGUGAAUAUUUAAGAGAGAGCACCCUCACAGUGGACUGUCUGAUCUCCAACGACGAGAAUCUCCUGCAGUGCACAAAGAAUGAUGAAGCACUGACCAAAGCUAAAGAAUGGAUCCAGUCUGAGAUAAAAAAAAAGAAGCCUGAAAUUCAACAUAAUUGGCAGGGACGUGGAGGUGAUGAGGAGGUGAUGCGUUACUUCGUGGCUGGAUCCCCAAUCAUUUGUGAAUUUAUAGAACUUCUUCAAGGUCUGAGUCCAAAGCUGAAGGAGGUGCCUACAGUGGAAAAGUGUGACUUCAUUCUGUUUUUUUCCCCAAGUUUUUCUGAAGCCAAAACUGCCAUUGAAAGUGCUUUGCUAGAGCUUCAUCACACUGAACCGACCAAGCCUGUUCUUCUAGUGGUGCUCCAUUACACAGUAGAUGGUGACAUCAGCAUAUCAGAUAGUAGUGAAUAUUUAAGAGAGAGCACCCUCACAGUGGACUGUCUGAUCUCCAACGACGAGAAUCUCCUGCAGUGCACAAAGAAUGAUGAAGCACUGACCAAAGCUAAAGAAUGGAUCCAGUCUGAGAUAAAAAAAAAGAAGCCUGAAAUUCAACAUGAGCAUCCCUGUGCAUCCAUAGAUCGCGCUAAUCAAACUGGAACAGAGGAGGAAUGUGAUGGCGUUCUGCAUGACAUUGAUGAAGCAGAGCAAAUACUAAAUGACCUGCCAGCCACUAGGCCUGCUGCUUCAGGGAUGCUCUAUCAUACACCUAACCCAGACCUCACUGUGUUACAGAAGUGCGCUCAAAAUGAUAACGCUCCUCCUGAGGAAUCAAAGCCAACAAAAUCCAUGGGCAGAAAUAAAAGGCCAUGUCAGUCACCUCCUGUAGAAACCAAGCCUGUAAACAUUUUCUCUUGUGUUACUGGGAACACUCUGGGAUCUCAUAAUGAAUUUGUGAGAAUUCUCUGCAAACGAAGAGCAGAACUGCAGGAGGUUCCUACAGUGGAGAAGUGUGAUGUCAUUCUGGCUUUCUGUCCUGUUGUAUCAGCGGCUGGUAUUGACACUAAAAACGCACUGCAGCAACUUAAUGAUGUAUCCGGUUCUAGGCCUGUUGUUCUGGUGGUGCUCCAUCACACAUUUGACCCAGAGCUCAUUGUUCCAGACAGCAGCAGAUCAGUAAACAGAGAGAAAACACUGACAGUGGACUGUCUGUUCUAUGAGGAUAAAGGACUGCUGCACUGUAGGAGGAAUGAUGAGGCUCUCAGCAGAGUUUCAGAGUGGAUUGACACUCAGGCAUCAGAAGCAAUUAAACAAUUUGGCAACUCGAUGGGGAAAAUGACUAGAAUGCUUUGGAGAUAUCCGAAGAUACCAAAUCCUUUGUCUUUCAUACAGAAGAACAUGGGGUCGAGUUCUGUAACAGGAGUAAGUCAAGAUCUGCCACAGGUCAAACUCUGUCUUGGAAAGCUUAAUUUUUUCACUUGUGUUACUGGGAACACUCUGGAGUCUCAUAAGGAAUUUGUGAGAAUUCUCUGCAAACGCAGAGCAGAACUGCAGGAGGUUCCUACAGUGGAGAAGUGUGAUGUCAUUCUGGCUUUCUGUCCUGUUGUAUCAGCGGCUGGUAUUGACAUUAAAAACGCACUGCAGCAACUUAAUGAUGUAUCCGGUUCUAAGUCUGCUGUUCUGGUGGUGCUCCAUCACACAUUUGACCCAGAGGUCAUUGUUCCAGACAGCAGCAGAUCAGUAAACAGAGAGAAAACACUGACAGUGGACUGUCUGUUCCAUGAGGAUAAAGGACUGCUGCACUGUAGGAGGAAUGAUGAGGCUCUCAGAAGAGUUUCAGAGUGGAUCGAGGUGAUACUGAGGGGGGUGUCACAGGAAGAGAGGAGGAUGGAGUGGGAACCCACAGGAGGAGGACAUGAGGAGCCUGGAUCAGCUGGUAGACCAUGAAGAUCAUCCAGAAAUGUGUUGAUCAACCCAGAAAACUGCACAUACAAAGUGAACAUAGAUUUUGUUGAGCUAACAUAAUAUGAACUAUGGGCUCUGUUCAAGCUUAUUUGUGUUCUGUUAAUAUACGUUUUACUUAGUAUUGAUUAUUAUGAACGGAUUCAUUUUCAUAAUGCCUCUUAACAAAGCCACAUCAAGGUGAACAUUGGCCCCAGACUAUAAAUCCUGGGGGCACCUCCAUUGCUCACACACAUUGCUCUUGUCUGACAUAAAGUGAGAGUUAAAGGGGGGGUUUGUCUCUGAUGUUCAACUUAACCCUUUUAUUUUGAAGGAGCAAUUUACACAAUAUAGCAUGGAAGUAAGUAACAAUACCAUAACUUCAGCCCUUUUAUGGAGCUGUUUUUAACUGUUUAGAGAAAGCGAGUUCAUUAGAUAGUGGUAGUGAUGCUGCUGUGAUAUUUGACAUGUUUUUUCUUCCACAUUUGCUACACAGGGUAUAGCUGUAUUUCAUAUAACGGAAUUUACAUAAUCACGUAGAUUUAAGCUAAUCUUCUAACGUGGUUCAAAAGCUUAUGAAGGGUAGUUGUCGAUGAUCACCAGUCAUGGUAGUUUCAUCAUUCACUUUUGUUUAUUUGUUUGUGUUUCGUUCAUUGAGUGCCUUUCGUCUGAUUAUAAAUGCUACUUUAUGCUGAGCUUCACUUGGUGGCCUAAUAGGAAGUAAUACAUUACUGUUAACUCAGUAGAACUACUGUAAAAGACACACUUAUUAGGUUUCUCUUUCCACAUUGCAUGUAUGUAGAUACUGCUUGGCAUCCACAAAGCAAGGAUUCUCAUUAUCAAAAUGCUGUCUGAGUAAUCCGUCUUGGGAAACACAAUGCUGAUCUACAGGGAUCUUCUUCACUGUGCAUGUCAAAUCCAAACUAGAAACGAUGUAUGUGGUAUUGUUUGCAAUCUGUGUUGUCGUCUAACUGCGUGUAUGCCACGCUUUUAUGAACUGCACUGUACACUCUCAGAAAAAAAGGUAUGACACUGUCACUGGGGCAGCACCCUUUUUGUCACUGUGGUGGUACCCUCAGGGGUACAUCUUAGUACCUUUAGUCAGGGAACAUAACUGUACCAGAAUCUGUUGAAAUGAUAUUCUCUAAGUUGUGCUGACUCCACACACCCUGUCUUA